CGGAGGGCGGCUCCUCUCGAUGGUCUUAACCCUUCAAUUACUAGCGGGAGGCGCUGCGUUUCCAGGGCGGAGGAAACGAGGCGCCGCGUUGGCGCCUGGACGGCGGGAAGCGGCUCCGGAGCGAGAACGCGCGUGAGAGAGCCCGAGAGAGACAAAGAGCGAGCGAGCGCGCGGGAGAGACUGAGGGCGGGGGGUGGGAGAGAGACUUCCAGAGAGACAGAGCGAGAGGCCGAGACCGAGACUGUCCCUAGCACAGGCCAGGAUGUCUUGGGAUUCGAAUCCCUGAGUUGGGCCGGCCGGGAGCGGGGAUUUCGAAGGAAGCGGGUGAUUUUCCCCGUUGUCCAUAUCUCCCCGGUGUGGGAAUGGCGGUCGUGCACUCUGGGGGUGGCGUCAUUCUCUUUCCCUGCUUGGGGGUGGCCUUUUUCAGCGGAGAAAGAGGAUGCCGCGGGCAUUCGUAGCUGGCGGGACUACACUUGGGCUAGGAUCAGUGUUCAGCGGGUUCAGAAAUCACUGUGUCCUUGGCAUCACCUCCCUCCCCACCUCCUCUCCCACCGCACAGCAUGAGACAGAGACUGGAGGGUUUUCAAGGAGGACUGCAUUGCCCCUAUUGAAACAAACCGUCUAACAAACCCUUUCUCCGACGUGUGACAGAGGGACAGUCGUAAACGUGAAAUAUGACUAGACGUGCGUUUAAUGGGCGCUGUGAUUGCUGCAUUCUUGCGCAAGGAAUGGUCCAGGCCAUUUGUGUCCAGUAGCCACACAAGCUGCAGGGUCUCAUGUUUGGAGAAGGAGGGCCUCUCCGCCGUCCACCUUGCUGGAGUACAGGCGACCCUGGGCGGUAACCCUCUGAGCCAUCAGAAAUGUGGUGCUCUGAGUAGCCACAGAUUUCCAUCUGCAUCUCCGAUACCAUUUCCCUCUACUGACGUAUCCCUGUUGGGUGCGUUGGAUUUGUGCGUGGGUGUGAGGGUAGUUUGGUGUGUUUGCUCGCGAAAGGAAAAGCGAAUGGCCUUGCUGGCUGAGCUUAUCAGGGCACUAGCAGUGGAGAGAGAAAGGACUACUGUAUUCUUAGGAGCAGAAUCUCAACAACUCCCUGUAAAACGGGCAGUGUGUCUUAACCUGGAAUGCUUUGGCGUUUAAUAAAAUUUCCUGUGAAUACUUUUCACAGGGAAGCACUGUUUUUACUGUUUCUGGUUGGACAGUGGUUACAUUUCAAAUCGUAGUUCAGAAUUUGUGAAAUACCCAAAUUAAAUCUCUACAUGGCAGUAAUCCAUUUCCUUUCCUUAGUGUGUGGUUGGAAGAUUAAUUUGAGAUAAGUGUUCAGUUCUGGGCUGGGCAAUCGUGCCUGGCAGGGGAAACUUAGGUUCUUUAAGGGAAGGGCCUGAUGUGCUAAAAUGAAAUCUAUACCGUGUUUAGCCGCUUAUGAGAAUAUGAAACUAAGGAGAACCGCAGGUAAGUAUAUGUCAGUUAAUGCGAAUUAAAAUGGGUGACAAUAUAAAGAGAGAUUGGUGUCACAAAUAGUGAAGUGACUUGUAUUUCGGCAGACCUCACUGAGAAAUGGUCACUACCACUCCCUAGUUGUGUGACCUUGAGUGAGUUGCUUAACCUCUCUGAUCCUGUUACCUCAUCUGCAACUGGGGAUGAUAAUAUAUAUCAUAGCAUGCCCUGGGAGAAGCUGUUCCUGACCACCUGGGCUGUGGUGGUUUUGACUUCCUCUGUGUCAGAAGUACCCCCGUCUCAUGCCUGCCAUAGUUGUCUUUUUGUUUUGUUUUGUGAUUUCAGAUGGUCUCACCUGUCACCCAGGCUGGAUUGUACUGGCCUCAACCUCCUGAGUUCAAGUGAUCGUCCCACCUCAGCCUUCCUAGUAGCUGGGACCCCAGGUGAAAGGUGUAACAGUCACUCGGCCUACACCCACAGUAUCGACCUUGUGAACCCAGCGACCUGACUGCCUUGGUCUGGGUUCUGCCCACACACAUUCCUCGCUACCUUCUUCGUGUCUGAGAACCUCCAGCUUCACCUCCUUUUCGGGACCCAAGGGCCUGGCGGGGCUUCCAGCUGGGACCAGACCUCCAUGGAUCCACUCCAGAAACGGAAUCCAGCAUCACCUUCCAAAUCUUCCCUGAUGACAGCUGCAGAGACUUCCGAGGAAGAUCCAGCGUCCUCUCAGCCUUCUUACUCAGAACAGCCGAUGAUGGGGCUCAGUAACCUGAGCCCCGGUCCUGGCCCCAGCCAGGCCGUGCCUCUCCCAGAGGGGCUGCUCCACCAGCGGUACAGAGAGGAGAAGACGCUGGAAGAGCGGCAGUGGGAGAGGCUGGAGUUCCUUCAGAGGAAGAAAGCGUUCCUGCGGCACGUGAGGAGGAGACACCGCGAUCACAUGGCCCCCUAUGCUGUUGGGAGGGAAGCCAGAGUCUCCCCGUUAGGUGACCGAGGUCAGAAUCGAUUCCGAUGUGAAUGUCGAUACUGCCAGAGCCACAGGCCAAAUCUUUCUGGGAUCCCUGGGGAGAGUAACAGGGCCCCACAACCCUCCUCCUGGGAGACACUGGUGCAGGGCCUCAGUGGCUUGACCCUCAGCCUAGGCACCAGCCAGCCCGGGCCUCUGCCCGAAGCAGCACUCCAACCACAGGAGACAGAGAAGCGCCAGCGAGAGAGGCAGCAGGAGAGCAAAAUAAUGUUUCAGAGGCUGCUGAAGCAGUGGUUAGAGGAAAACUGAGACGUGCACCCACGUGGGAUGGAGACCCAAAGGGACUGCCGUGUUGGCAGCGCCUGGGUGUGGGCCCAUUUUGGGGACCAAACACCAAGCUGUGGUCGGAUGAGUGCCAGGACCUGUGUGCCAGGACACGUGGGAAUCCUCCCAGCAUGAUGCUUGACCGACCCCAGGAAGGUCCUCAUCUUUUGUGCCUGUCAUUCUUGGAUGGCUGUGAGGCCUUCCUUGGCAAGGGACCCUGCAUACCAGCGGUCCUCGCCGCAUCUCACGUGGCUCCCGUGAUGCAUGUUGUUGCUUUCCCACCCGGGAUCUCCAUCUCUCUUCCCUUCCUGCUGUCAGUAAGAGAUCACAUGUCUGUGUAGUGUGAAUGCCUUGUCGCUGUCCUGUGCUUUGGCACCAUUGAGUUGACUGCCUCUGAGAAGCAGCACUAGGCCUGUUGAAAUGCAGUGUGCUGCCCUGAGAUCCAGUUUCAAGAACGGGCAGCUAAACGCAGUGUGGGAAAGGGAUGUGGAAUGAGAACUUGGUGGUUCACCGCUGUACUGUUUGUGUAAUCAUUUAUGUAUGUGGUAAGCUACAUGUAUGUAAAUAUUGCAAUACCCCUAACAGCCGAGUAGUAUUCUCCCUUGCAGGAAUUUCUGACGGGGUUCCUCAUCAUGACUACCAAAUAAAUAUAUGUAGGAAUGGAAAA
Molecule: messenger RNA, 3389 nt
Organism: Piliocolobus tephrosceles (Ugandan red Colobus)
Lineage: Eukaryota; Metazoa; Chordata; Mammalia; Primates; Cercopithecidae
Gene: FAM156A
Product: family with sequence similarity 156 member A
Exons: 3
Coding region: 2069-2707 (212 amino acids)
Source: RefSeq, a predicted model, not a curated record